AUGGUAGCCCCGCCCAGCAGCCUGGCUCUGACAGGGCCCCGACCCAGGAAGAAGCGCCUGGUGGCCCCCGCCCUAAGUCUGACGCUGGAUCGCAGUGACUCGGCGGUGUCCGACGACUAUGCCACAGCUGCCCUCUCUCCCUCCCCUGAUGAUGACGAUUUGGGGCUGGACAUCGACUUGGAUGCCAUGGAAACGCCCUCGGACAGCGAGUCCCUCCAUUUUCCAGUGCACAACAUGGAUUUGGAGGAUGACCUGCUUCGUCUGGGAGUGGCAUCAUGUUUCCAUAAGGCCCGUGAGUCAGUACCAGAGCAGAUGGGAGUGGGCUCUCUUGACCAAGACCAAGUGGACAGCCAGGGCACUAGGUGGCGCCGGUUCCGCACAGGAGAUCCGCUUCAGGAGAGUCUGGUCAACAUGAGUGUACUGGAUCCUUUCCUUCGAGUCUUGUCACAUGGGGGUUACUAUGGAGAAGGGUCUAAUGACAUCAUUGUGUUCUCUUCCUGCUAUCUCCCUGAAAACAACAUGGAGAACUACCAGCAUGUCAUGGACAACCUGUUCAGGUACGUUGUGGGAACGUUGGACCUGAUGGUUGCGGAGAACUACGUCAUUGUGUACCUGUGUGCCAUGGCCCAGCGUGACAAGCUCCCCACCAUUGGCUGGCUCAGAGAGUGUUACACCACCGUUGACAGAAGGUUGAGGAAGAAUCUGAAAGGUCUAUACAUCAUACACCCAACCUGGUACAUCAAGGCCCUGAUCACUAUCAUCAAGCCCUUCAUCAGCUCCAAAUUCAGUCGCAAGCUUCAGUUUAUCGACAGCCUUCGGGAGCUGUCCCAGCACAUCCCUAUUGAGCGUGUGCAGAUCCCCGACUGCGUCAGACAGUGA
Molecule: messenger RNA, 879 nt
Organism: Salvelinus namaycush (lake trout)
Lineage: Eukaryota; Metazoa; Chordata; Actinopteri; Salmoniformes; Salmonidae
Product: bcl-2/adenovirus E1B 19 kDa-interacting protein 2-like protein
Exons: 6
Coding region: 1-879 (292 amino acids)
Biological process (GO): apoptotic process
Cellular component (GO): cytoplasm
Source: RefSeq, a predicted model, not a curated record